Molecule: messenger RNA, 960 nt
Organism: Malus domestica (apple)
Lineage: Eukaryota; Viridiplantae; Streptophyta; Magnoliopsida; Rosales; Rosaceae
Source: RefSeq, a predicted model, not a curated record
AACUUGACGCGUAGUUACAAUUCCGCCCACUCUCUUACUCUCCGCGAGGUCUGUUGUUUCACCGAUGCCCGUAUCGAGCAGAAGAAAGUGCGGUCCAAAGCGCCUAUAGAGCGCCCUUCGUCGUAUUGUCUUCCUCCAGAGGCACAGCCAGCCUUCCAGGAAUCCUAUCAGGGAACUGUCCCACCAUGGAUAAUUUUAGUAUUCAGAUUAGCUCCAAUCUGGUUAAUAAGCUUGUUGAGGAUGCUGAGAAGUCAAAGAGGAAACCUAGAAGAACUAAAAAGGCAACACGAGAGCGUCCACAGCCCCAAGCGAAGAUAACUCAGAAGCAGGGUUCUGAUGACUCUGAAACACUCAAGGGGCCAGGUGCUAAAGGAUGGCCUUUUCAGUCUCCUCUAUUCGUGCCUGUAACGCCUCCUUCACAGUCACCCUAUGAGGAGCUUGAUGCCAUCAGAUCUGUUCUGCAAGAGAGCGAGAGGGUUGUGGAGCAGUUGCAGAAGCAGGAGGAGAACAUGCUGCAGGAAGUGACACAAAAAGCCAAGGAACUUCGUGAUAAGGAGUUCAAGCUUCCAUUCCAGAAGCCUAUGCCCUGCUCAAAUGAAAAAGAUGCUUGCUUGUCUUGCUACAAGGAGCAUGCCGACAACCCUCUGAAAUGUGCCGGUGUUGUUACAAGUUUUGAAAAUUGCGCUCGCAGAAUUAGGCAGCAAGUGGGUUCAGCAGAGAAGUAAUUAAGUAUAGAGAUUUUCAGGUCAUAUACUCGAUUGCAAGCCGAUUUCCAAGAUUUUGGUAUUACAAAAUAAACCAAACACUAAUUAGUGCCAUGUUCUUGUACUGUCAUCACAUUUCUGUUGAUUCUUCAACUUUACAUAUGCCGAAACUGCUGCUAAUUCACGAGAACAAGUGAAAUGUCCACGAUUUUAGACAUGUCUAUCACAAAUUUACAAGUUUUUGUAUUCAAAUCAA